Callorhinus ursinus (northern fur seal) is the source of this 820-nucleotide messenger RNA. It is a transcript of the gene GSC, whose product is annotated as goosecoid homeobox. NCBI's taxonomy places the organism in Eukaryota, Metazoa, Chordata, Mammalia, Carnivora, Otariidae. Gene Ontology annotation, molecular function: RNA polymerase II cis-regulatory region sequence-specific DNA binding; DNA-binding transcription factor activity, RNA polymerase II-specific. Gene Ontology annotation, cellular component: nucleus. Gene Ontology annotation, biological process: regulation of transcription by RNA polymerase II. The record is from RefSeq and is a predicted model, not a curated record.
AUGCCCGCCAGCAUGUUCAGCAUCGACAACAUCCUGGCCGCCCGGCCGCGCUGCAAAGACUCGGUGCUGCCCGUGGCGCCCAGCGCCGCGGCUCCCGUCGUCUUCCCGGCCCUGCACGGGGACUCGCUCUACGGCGCCGGCGGCGGCGCCUCCUCGGACUAUGGCGCCUUCUAUCCGCGCCCCGUGGCCCCCGGCGGCGCAGGCCUCCCGGCCGCGGUCGGCAGCUCCCGCCUGGGCUACAACAACUACUUCUACGGGCAGCUGCACGUGCAGGCGGCGCCCGUGGGCCCGGCCUGCUGCGGGGCCGUGCCGCCGCUGGGCGCCCAGCAGUGCUCCUGUGUCCCGACGCCCCCAGGCUACGAGGGCCCCGGUUCGGUGCUGGUGUCCCCGGUCCCGCACCAGAUGCUGCCCUACAUGAACGUGGGCACGCUGUCGCGCACCGAGCUGCAACUCCUCAACCAGCUGCACUGCCGGCGGAAGCGGCGGCACCGCACCAUCUUCACCGACGAGCAGCUGGAAGCGCUGGAGAACCUCUUCCAGGAGACCAAGUACCCAGACGUGGGCACCCGCGAGCAGCUGGCCCGGAAGGUGCACCUCCGCGAGGAGAAAGUGGAGGUCUGGUUUAAAAACCGCCGUGCCAAAUGGAGGCGGCAGAAGCGGUCCUCGUCGGAGGAGUCGGAAAACGCCGAGAAGUGGAACAAGACGUCGUCCAAGGCGUCGCCCGAGAAGAGGGAAGAGGAAGGUAAAAGCGAUUUGGACUCGGACAGCUGACGGCCGCGGGCCGGCUGUGGUUCUUGCCUAACUCGAAGGACUUGCACAG